AUGUCCUCAAACAAGUCCUCCGGUCUUGGAAAUCGGCUCAUUGAGCAAUCUCCACUUAGUGAAGAAAUAUCAACCGGCAACAAUGUAUCUUAUGAUCGAACAAAUUUCACUCAUGGCAUCAUGAAUAAUGGCGCAUCAAACAUACGACCUACAUUAGAGACAAACAAUCGAGUGUCUUCGUCCAAUCCGACAGUUUCGAAGACAAUGGGUAACAUUUGCUCUCGUUGUGAAAAAACUGUCUACUUUGCCGAAGAAGUCAAAGCUGCUGGACAGACGUUUCACAAACAAUGCUACAAAUGUGUGAACUGUAAAAAGAGUAUCAACGGUGCAAAUUACUCUGAACAUGACGGUUAUCUUUAUGAUAAUAAUUGUUAUAAACGUUUAUUCGGUCCGAAAGGUGUCGGCUAUGGGAUAGGUGCAGGUACUCUAUCGACAGGCACUUGA
Rotaria sordida is the source of this 444-nucleotide messenger RNA. The record is from the annotation of a GenBank genome assembly. Lineage: Eukaryota; Metazoa; Rotifera; Eurotatoria; Philodinida; Philodinidae.